CCCUUGCUCCUCCCCACCUUCAGGCUCGGCCUCUGGCGCGAUGGGGGGCCUGGGGCCAGUCUUGUGGACUCUGCUGGUGUGUGUGGAGUUUGCUGGCAGCAAGAAACAGCCAGGCCUGAACCUGAGCUGCUACCAGUGCUUCAAAGUCACCAGGGAGGAGCUGUGCGCGCCCACCCAGUGCUACCCCACCGACCGGGUCUGCGUGUCCAGCGCGGUGGUCCUGACCAAGAGUAAGUCCCUGGGCUCGCAGGGAAGGGGCGGGGCGUCCCGACACCGGCCGGCCCCACCACCCCCUGCCCUCUCCUGCCUCGGGACUCCAGGGGGAGUGUGCGCAGAUCCUGAAUUUUUCUCCUCUUUCCGAAGUACCAGGUCUUCCGUGCCCCCACCCCCCACCCCCCAGGAACUGUCCUCAGGGCGGAGGAUCAGGUGUGACCAGAGGGAUGGCUGGGCAGGGGAGGGCGAGCCCGGAGGGGCGCCGGCCAGGCUGCCCACCAGGCCUCCACCCCCUCCCCAGCGGCUGCUGUGGGCCUCAAGUGAUAGGACUUUUCAGAACAAGCCUUGGAGGAGAUUGUAAUGUGGAACAGGAACCACAUGAGACGUCACAGAGCAGACCACUAGAAACACUCUUUUAUCAAGUUCCAAAAAUAUCCAGAGAGCGGACUGUGGAGAGACCCGAACGCUCUCCUGACAGCGCCACCGGGCUUGCUGAUUCUGGCCGGAUGGUUCCAGGCCCCUGGGGACCCGCCAGCGCCCCUCCCCCUCUGGGCCUGCUGGACCGUCGUUGAAUCAACUCCCCCUCAUGAACCUCAGGAGGGGUCUCGAGGGGUCUCGUCUCCUGAUUUUCCGGUAAUGAUGCCAGAAAAUCCAUGUGGCCCAGCCGGGCUUCCCGGAGAUAAAUCCGUAAAGCGGACGUGCCUGUGAGAAACGCAGGUGCAUUUGGGGACACCCUGGCCCCUUUCCACGUGCACCCUUCAGGAGGGAGCCCCCACCCCGUGCUCUGCGCCCCCUCCAGGCCUGGCUUCUCCGGAGGACGUGGGAUAAGCACGUUGACGGCUGUGGUGCUCUAACGCCAUGUGGUUCACGCCUCUUCCCCCGGUUUGCUCUUUUGUUCGCACUGUCUCCUUCGUCCUGGGCUCCAGCCCGGGAUUCCGUGUCGGUUUGUGGCCUGAAGGCCCUGUGUGUGGCGGUGACGUGUAACGGUGGCCCUCCCUGCUGGAGGGAGCCAUCGGCCGGGCUGCCUCGGGGUCUCCACGCCGAGCACUGGGGAGGGGGCGCCGGGGGGGCUCCAGGAGAGGAGGAGGCCGGCCUCUUGCCUGCCGCCAGGGACCCCACAGCAAGCGCCAGCCCGGAGCCUUUGCGUAGCCCCGGACCGGCCCUGACAUAAUGUAACCGGUUCUCACGUCACACGCUGAUAGAAUUCAACACGACAAUCUGCACGCCAUAACGUAACGCCACCCGAGAAAGGUGGGCGGCCUUCUCUUCCCCAGUUUGGGCUGCUCUGCGUGUUCUCCUUUCUCCCCACGUUGCCUUCAGAGGCUUGUACCACAUCUUGACAGGAACAGUGGGAGACGGGGCCACGCCCGGCCUGAGCGCAGCAGGGGGACAGCUGUGUCCAGUCUGUCGUCCCUGCUUCAACCCACAUCCCCAGGACUUGCAGGCUCCUGGGCUGGCCAGGGCGGUCCAGGCCAUGGGGCGCGGCGGGGAAAAGCCCCCACCGGGGCCAGCAGUCCUGAACCCCAAUUUUGUUGUGACCUCGAGGGUGACCGUGGGGGCCACUGUCUUGCAGGCCUGGGGCCUGGGAGGUCCGGUAGUCACGAUUCUCUGAUUCUCAGGUUGAGUCUGGGCUUUUGCGGCUCACGUGGAAAGCGCCCCUCCCCCGCCUGCCCACCUCCCCUAGGCUGGUGGCCACCUGCUGUCUCCUCUCGCGCAGGAUCAAGGGUGAUGGUCCAACUCAGCAAGCGCUGUGCUCCCAGAUGUCCCAACACCAACAUGAAGUACGAGUGGAUGUUGGGAUCUAUGGCGUUUGGCAAGAU
Leopardus geoffroyi (Geoffroy's cat) is the source of this 2033-nucleotide messenger RNA. It is a transcript of the gene LY6L, whose product is annotated as lymphocyte antigen 6 family member L. Gene Ontology annotation, cellular component: plasma membrane. The record is from RefSeq and is a predicted model, not a curated record. The transcript has 2 exons. The coding region runs from base 41 to 574 and encodes 177 amino acids. Lineage: Eukaryota; Metazoa; Chordata; Mammalia; Carnivora; Felidae.